AAGGAAGAUAGGUUUGGAUUAAUGAGGAUAUCAUGAACAGUGGUAUUUUCUUCUUUAAUGCAUUCACAUACUCAGAUGCUAUUUUCUUCACCGCUUUUAUGUUGUCAGCUAUUGAAGAAUAAAGAAGGAAAAUGGCCAUUGAACGAGGUCAAAAGAUUUCUUUCCAGGAAAAUCUGGAAGCUAUCAAGGAGCGAAUGAAAGAGAAACGGAAUCAGAAUCAGACUAAAGUUAACAGGGGUAAACAAACCUUGACCUCAAAAAUGAAAACCAAAGUACUGAGUAAGAGCUCUUUUAUAAAAAAUAUCCAAGCAAACAAUCACAACCUAGCUCUAUCCCUGGAAGCAGAAAAGAAGAAACUGAGGCAAGCAUGUGAUGUCAUACUAUCCUUGAAAAGAGAACGCCAAGUAAUGAUGUUCUACAUUCUCAUGCUUAAAAGGAAACUUGAAGAACAUUUCCCAGAGCAAUUUGAGCGUUUGAAACUCGUUUCUGAUUCUAUAGGUGAGGAUCUAAGCAACUUGGGUGAUGACUUACCACAGUGCAUACCAUCGUGUUCUUCACCUGUUGAACUCUUCAAUCAGGAUGCUGAGAUGCAAGCUUCCUUGGAAAACUCCAGAAUUCAUUCUCCUGAAAAUACUGAGAUCACUACAGCUGAAGCGAGUAGAACACUGUUAUCCAAUAUGGUGGAGUCCCAGCCUUCAUUAAAAAGCAUAUCCAGAGGGAGAAGUCAAGACUCAGCCCAUUUAGUUGCUCCACUGGAUGAUGCAUUGUUUGAGAGAAUGGAUACAGUGCCAGCUGGGGUUUCCAUUAGGCGACGAUCUGGAAGGAGAAGCUCAUCUUUCCAUGCUCAAAUUAGUGCCUUCAAUUUAUUCACCACUUUUGAAAACUGUACAGAGGUACCUUCCACAAGUGAAGAACACAAGUUUGAUACAAAUGUCAAACCUUUUGAAAAUGUGCCCAAUUCUCUCAAUUGUAGUCAAGGAACUGAAAUAGAAAGCACUGAACCAAAUCAGGUGCAAAUGUCGGACAACUGGGAUUCUGAGAAAGUUGAAACCAAAUUUGCAAGCAGUGUGAGGAACAUUGAAAUUGUUAAUUCAAAAAAUCCAGAGAGCAUUUCAGAAUUAGAACAGGAAGUGGAGCAAAGGGGAAGAAGAAGAAAGGUAAUGGAAAGAAAUAAAAGUACGUCUUUAAAUAAACACGUGAAACCAGUAAGAACUAGAGCCAGAUCAAAAAGUAGAGAUGGAAGUCAAAGCAACGGAAGUGCUGGCAAGGAGAGAAAAAUGAUUCUUGAUUGUAGUGAUACGUAUAAUUUUGAUUAUGAAGAAAGUAUUCAUCUUACACCUUUCCGUAGAAAACCUGAGCCAAGUUCAUGUGAGAAUAUAAACUCUACUAAAAGCAGUAUUGGUUCAGAGAGUAAUUCAGAUGAUGAUUUGGAUGAUAGUCUUUAUCUACCUCCUGCUGAUAAAAGACUUAAGAAAUCAUGGAGUGCGUGUAAAGCUAAAAGUGAAACACCAACAGCUGUAAUAACCAGGCCAAGCCAAAGAACAGUAAUUCUCCGAAAAGACUCAACACUCAAAAAAGAACCUGGAGUGGAAAUCACACAAAAUGAAAUAGCACAGUCUAACUUGUUGAAAACAUCAGAGUAUGAUAAAAUAAAUUUAUUGGAACAUUCUCAAACAGCUGCACAGCAUUUCCAGUUCCAAACUGAGUCAGAUAAUGAACCAGAAAGCCCUUCUAUCAAACAUAAAAACGUAGAGAAUUUUCAAAAUUCUGAAGAAAGCAGCACUGUUGAAUAUCUCAAACCAGUACUGAAGAAAUGUAUGCUCCUACAGCAAGAAGUAAAUGCAGGAAAGAAUGCAACAAUGAAGAAUAAAGACAAGUUUAAAACACCAAGAAAGAACUUUAAACCUCGCUUCAGUCUCUGUGAUGUCACCAAUUUUUCAAAACUACCUUCUGAAAGAAAGGAAAAGAAGAUGUCCUGUCCUGCUUUGUUAGAAAGAAUGAAUACAAUUUCGCCAAUAGUUCGUAAACGGAGAUGCACCAUGACUGUAAAUUACAAGGAACCCAGUCUCUCAGUGAAAUUACGAAGAGGAGACCGGUAUACUGACACACAAUUUUUGAAUUCACCAAUAUUCAAACAACGAAAGAACAAUGCGUGUAUCCGCAAAUCUGGGGAAAAGCCAUUUCCGCUGAGUAGAUAUAAUGAGGCAUUUGUUGGCUGCCGUUAAUUUUUUUUAAACUAAAUAUGAAUUGUAUUGGGAUCAUGAUAUUCUGAAGUUUAAUCAUUUAUUGUAUUUUUAAAAUUUCAAACCUAUUUCAUGGGAAGAGUUUUUACACAUGUAGUUAGAUGCUCAAGAAAAGCUUAAUAAAUAUGAUCUACAAGUUUAUUUAAUUGGUUAAUUAUUCCUGCACAAUGUCAGAUUUCUGUCCUCAAAAUACUAAUACUCGUCAAAUAACAUUGGAUUAUAUGAAAUGUCUACAUGAUUACAUCACCUUCUGAGGCUGCAUCUGUAGUAUUUAGAAUUGCUUGAACACAUUGUGAAUAAAUCAUCAUAUUUAAAAUUUUGUUUUGUCUUGUUACUUUUGUCUUUGUUUUCUUUCAUCAAAACUUUUCUAAAUUUUGAAUGGACUGUCAGCUAUAAUGUCAAACACAAAUUGACUCCUGCAUCUUGUUGGGAGGGUGGCAGUCACUCGAAGCCUGAAAUGGCCUUAAUUGUUUUUCCUGUUUUAAAGCAGGUGGCCUACUGUUGCAGUAGGGACCUUACCAAUGUGCCCUGAGGGCUCCAACAUAUGAGUCAAUAAAUUCUCAAUUGAAAGCCAGUAGUUUUGGUCAAUAUGGGGACUGAAAUAGCAUCUUAAUAGGUGUUUAUUACUAUUGAAGCUUAACUAGCAUGAGUCGGCUCCAUUUAAAUGGGGGUGGGAGUAAGCUUUGCAUGGUCAGGAAGGAGGGUUACAGCCCAAGUGAGGACAUAUUUCAGGGAAUUUGGAGGCAGUGUGGGAAGUUGGUGCAGAGGAGAAGAGGUGCUUUUUUGCUUUUUUUUGGGCUCAUUUACAAGAAUUUGUUCAAAAGAAUAAAUUGACGUCUAGGAUCAGGAGUCCAGCACAAAGAGUGCUCAGGUUCAGGAUAUUUCAUCUGGGUUGCAGAAGAACUUGGAGAGAGAGGGGAAAGAUCCAAUUGUUGUGAUCCACGUGGGUACCAGUAAUAUAGGUAGAGGUUCUACUGAGGGAAUAUGAGCAGCUAGGGGUUAAAAGCAGAAAUAAAAGUGCAAUAAUCUGUGAACCAUCACAUUAAACCAAGAGCAAAUUCGCAACAGGUUAAUAAGAUUAAAAGAGAUAAAUGUGUGGCUCAAAGAUUAUGGGACAUUGGCAUCAGUAUUGGGGAAAGAAGGAGCUGUUUCGAUAGGAUGGGUUCCACCUGAAUCAUGCUGGGACCAGAGACCUGCUGAAUCACAUAACUAGGGCUGUAGGAAGCUUUAAACAAAAUAGUAGGGGUGGAUUCAGUUGCAUGGAAAAGUUAAAGUGGGUUGGGGUGGGGUGAGGGCUCAGCAGAGGUUAUUGAAGUUUCCAGAACAAGGACAGUGUAUGGAAAAAGUCAGAAUUCAGUGUUAUGGAUUCACUCAUUCGAGUAUAUGAUAAGUAUUGUAUUAUGUCAAUUUGCUAACUAAAUGUAUUUGUUUUGGGGGGGUCAGAUGAGUGACUCAAGAAUAUUGCUAUGUGAAAACACGUAAUCUCUAAGAUCGGGAAGCUACCAUUUGCUAUAUAAGCAAACAGAAUGGAAUCUAAUACUGAGUUUUCUGUCACUGACAUUGAGAUAUGCCACAUUUCAAUAGAUAGAAAACGAAAUGCUGGAUGCUUACAUCAGAUUCUCCUGUUCCCUAGAUGCUGCCUGACCUGCUGCGCUUUUCCAGCAACACAUUUCCAUCUCUGAUCUCCAGCAUCUGCAGACCUCACUUUCUCCUCAGAUACCGUCUCCACUCAUGAGCAGAAUCUGAACUAUACAAGCACUUAAUCUGCUAAAGGACAAUCAAUGUGGUGAAUGCUUAUGUAAUAUGUUUUAGUAAGUUUUGAGAGUAAGAAAAUUGUGACUUCAGUUUGUCUGGAGCUCUUUUAUUGUUUCUCCUUGAAUCUGCUUAAAAAAAAAUGCAGAUUAACUCA
Messenger RNA from Chiloscyllium plagiosum (whitespotted bambooshark), 4152 nucleotides. The record is from RefSeq and is a predicted model, not a curated record. NCBI's taxonomy places the organism in Eukaryota, Metazoa, Chordata, Chondrichthyes, Orectolobiformes, Hemiscylliidae.